AUAAAUCUCACAGUUGACAAGUCCAGUAUCUUUCCUUCACCUUCACUGCUCACACUACUCUCUCUCUCUCUCUUGUUUCCUCCAUUGCAAACAAAGCUUUCUCUCCAGCUUUACUACAGACCCACCAAACUUCUUUUCUCCAUCACUAUGUAUUUUCUAUAUAUUCUUCUUUGAGAUACUCUGUUUUUUUUUUCUUGUUGGAUUUUGCUCUGUUUACUUCCCUUUCUCUCUGUUUUUCUCCAAAAAGGGAAAUAAAAAUGGAGCCUUUUUGCUGUUAUUGCCAUUGUUUAAAUCAAAAGAGAAACCCCACAUUCUAAGUGAACUUGUACGAGAAGCAAAAAAAAAAGACAGUUUUGGCAAGUGGAAGAUGGCAUCCGAGAGUUCUUUAAACGCUGAGAUGUCCAAGAAGAUAUCAUUUUUUGGUCUGAAGGGUCUGAAGCUAUGGGUAUGGGUUUGUUUAGUAGUUGGAGUGUUCAUAGUGAUGAUUCUCUGCAUCUUGUCUCUCUGGAUCACAUUCCGCCGCAAGUCUAGAAGAUCUUUCAACCAAAUACCACACGUGUCCAAAGACAUCAGAGUCGACAGGGCGGCAGGGUUUCAGAGCCACAACAACCCUCAACCCGAGAGUUUAUAUAUAGCAAUGAAUGACAACAAGUCCACGAUGAUGUCUCACUUGGCGAGAACCAAGUCUAGUGAUAAUGAUACUCUGAGUAGAUGCAGCUCUGUGAAUAACCACCAUGAGAGGGCUUGUAGUUCUCAUUCCGGUGAUGAAGCAGGCUUUGGAAGCGUUGGGAGACAGUACGGAGGAGGAGGGCUUGUGACAGCGUCUCCUUUGGUUGGUUUACCGGAGAUAUCUCAUCUUGGUUGGGGACAUUGGUUUACUCUUAGGGAUCUUGAGCUUGCCACGGACCGUUUCUCUGCUGAGAAUGUGAUUGGAGAGGGUGGUUAUGGAGUUGUUUAUAAGGGUAAACUCGCCAAUGGUACUGAGGUUGCUGUGAAGAAGCUUUUUAACAAUCUAGGACAAGCUGAGAAGGAGUUCAGGGUAGAAGUUGAGGCUAUUGGUCAUGUACGACACAAGAAUCUCGUUAGGCUUUUAGGAUAUUGCAUAGAGGGAGUUCAUCGGAUGCUUGUUUAUGAGUAUGUGAAUAGUGGUAACUUAGAGCAAUGGUUACACGGAGCUAUGAGGCAACAUGGAAGCCUCACUUGGGAGGCAAGGAUGAAGAUCCUUAUCGGUACUGCACAAGCGCUUGCUUACUUACAUGAAGCAAUAGAACCAAAAGUGGUCCAUAGAGAUAUAAAAGCAAGCAAUAUAUUAAUUGAUGAUGAGUUUAAUGCAAAGCUCUCUGACUUUGGGUUAGCAAAGCUCUUGGACUCUGGUGAGAGUCACAUCACUACCAGAGUCAUGGGAACCUUUGGAUAUGUAGCGCCAGAAUAUGCUAACUCAGGGCUGUUAAAUGAAAAGAGUGAUAUAUAUAGCUUUGGUGUUUUGCUUCUUGAAGCUGUAACUGGACGAGAUCCUGUUGAUUAUGGACGUCCUGCUAAUGAGGUGAAUCUUGUUGAAUGGCUGAAGAUGAUGGUUGGAACAAGAAGAGCCGAAGAAGUUGUUGAUCCAAGACUUGAACCUAGGCCAAGUAAGAGUGCUCUGAAACGUGCACUUUUGGUUUCACUUAGAUGUGUUGAUCCUGAAGCAGAGAAACGUCCUAGAAUGAGUCAGGUUGUGCGGAUGCUUGAAUCCGAAGAACACCCUUUUGGACAGGAGAGGAGGAACAGAAAGAGCAGAACCGCAAGCAUAGAGAUUGUUGAGACUAAAGAUGGAUCUCUUUCUCCUAGUGGCACAGAGACUCACAUUACAAAAGCCUGAGAAGACUUGUGGAUAAGAAAUAGCUAUUACACUCGGUUCUAAAGAAGCUUCUUCAAGUCUUGAAAUGCUCUGUGUCUCCUUAGCAUAGUGAUUGAAUGAUCGACAUAACGUUUGGUGCUUGUGGAGAGAUGGCAAUGAUUAAACCCUCUCUGAUGAUGAUAAAAAAAGAGCCUGUCGAGUGUGUAGUUGCUGCAAUCUCUGGAGGCGUUUUGUUGUUUUGUUUGAUAAAAGUAUUCAUGUCUUGGUUGUACGGAUCUUUUUGUCAGUCAAAAGACGUGUGUUCAAAGGUUU
Brassica oleracea var. oleracea is the source of this 2149-nucleotide messenger RNA. RefSeq names its product probable receptor-like protein kinase At2g42960. Gene Ontology annotation, molecular function: protein kinase activity; ATP binding. The transcript has 8 exons. Gene Ontology annotation, biological process: protein phosphorylation. The record is from RefSeq and is a predicted model, not a curated record. Bases 368 to 1858 code for a protein of 496 amino acids. Lineage: Eukaryota; Viridiplantae; Streptophyta; Magnoliopsida; Brassicales; Brassicaceae.